AUGGUCUUGCGGAAACAGCUCGUCAAUGUUCGAAUCAUGGGUCAUCUCCUGAAAGUCGGUCCUACAGACGCAGCAAAGUCUCAUAUUUCCACAACCAGCAAUAGCGAAGUUACCGAAGAAGGUCUCAUUGUCCGAGGUGCAUUCUAUGAUAGGUUCUUCAUCAGGACAUUUCGCAGGGUGAACGGUCCUACCCCCCAGGAAUCUACUGAUCACUCGCGCCCUUCUUUCCGACAGACUCUGGCAGAAGUGCAUAAAUGGCUUCAAUGUUCUCCAUCCAACCAUCAAGAGGCGAAGAAAAGCGCCUUGGCUCGUGACAAAUAUCACUGUCUCUUGUCCGGCACCAUGGACUUGAACUCAUACUUAGAUCACGAAGAACUCCGGGCACAGUUACCGGAGGGGAUGGUACCACUAAUCACCCAGUGUGCCCACAUCUUCUCUGAGUCCACGAACAUUGGUAUUGAUGAUCUAAUCAUGGUAUUUUCAUCGUGUUCUGUUGUCUCAUCUAACUUACUCUGUCUCAAGAAAGACUACGCUGCGAAUGCAUGGACUAUCAUCAAACAUUUUGGAUUCCCGAACAUCCUCAAAGGCCUUGAAGGCGGAAAUAUCCACAGAUUGGAAAACAUCUUGACACUUGAAUACAAUCUUCAUUUUCAUUUUGACAAUCUCACUUUAUGGUUGGAGCCCACAGUCCUGCCUCGAUUUGUUGAUUUCACAUCUACGCGAAGUGACUUGCCACUACCGUCGAAAGAGUCCUUGCGCAUACAUGCCGCAUGCUGCCGUGUGGCGCACAUGUCCGGCGCCGUAGAGUAUCUCAACUGCCUAGGGGAUGAUGAUCCUUUCAAGUCCAAGGUACGGAGCUAUGAUCCCGUAGGUUCGGAUUUUGGGGAUGUCCUGGCAGCGCAGUUGUACGAAGUGAGUGAGAUUCGUUUGGCGGCAUCUGUUGGAGCCUGA
Molecule: messenger RNA, 951 nt
Organism: Guyanagaster necrorhizus
Lineage: Eukaryota; Fungi; Basidiomycota; Agaricomycetes; Agaricales; Physalacriaceae
Exons: 4
Coding region: 1-951 (316 amino acids)
Source: RefSeq, a predicted model, not a curated record